This is a messenger RNA of Menidia menidia (Atlantic silverside), 465 nucleotides long. The record is from the annotation of a GenBank genome assembly. Lineage: Eukaryota; Metazoa; Chordata; Actinopteri; Atheriniformes; Atherinopsidae.
GUCAUAGAUGCAUAUUUGUAUCUUCUCCUUGAGAAGAGCCAGAUACCUGUAGAGAGAAUGGAUGCUGUUGUGGCAUCAUCAAUCUUUCACCGUGGGCAGUAUCGGGCUGUUCUUAAGCUAAUCUUAAGGGAGUUAUCUGUCAUUUGGAAUGAUGGCGCUACCAGAGGCUCCAUUUGCAGGUGCCCUGUAAAUGUGGGAGGUCACUGGCUCUUAGUGGUUGUCAGGUCAGACCACAGAAAUAUUGUCGUGAUAGACCCCAUGGGCCAGGAGAAAGCUUAUGAAAGAAGACUUCUCCGAAACUGGAGAAACUUUCUGAAAGCGAAAAAGGCCAGCCAGAGAAACUGGACAGUCAUCAGUCUGCCACAUUUAAAUCAGCAGGAUUCCAGCAGUUGCGGGGUCUUGAUUUUGAAGGUACAAGGAACACAGACACAAAUGUUUCUAAAUCAAUCAAAUGGUAACCUUUAA